ACGAAUGUCAUUGUCAUGUGUCAACUGUCACAUGAAAUCUAACCUAACAAUGGUUUGAAAAUAUACACUUUUAAGUAAUAAAACAGUAAUGUUUUACGUUUUAACUUAAAUUGUAUUAACCUAAAAUAAUCGACUAACGCCACCCGAGAUGGGUGCUUUAGUGACAAAAGCGUUAAGACCUAUAAAGACAUUUAAUGUGGAGAAUCGUGCACAUAAAGUUAUUUCGAAGGAAAAACCUACACCGGCGCCACUCUAUCCGUCUACAAAGGAAGAUUUAAAACGUACAUUAGCAGCGGUACCCGACAUAGAUGAAAAACUAGAUAAAAAAGACCCAGGGCUUGAUGACAGAUUGAAAUCCGUUUAUGUAACAUCUUAUGGCCGUCCCGAGGAUGACAUUACGAGAGAAAAAAUCCAGCAAAAUCCAAACCGACCGCUACCGAAGAACAGAUCACAAGUUCCAGAAUUCGAAAUGGGUUGGAAUGAACCGGAAGAAGUGCCUUAUGGACGUACAACUUUACGAAAAGCCUUAGAGUUUAUUGAAUCGCAUCAGAUGAAUCCCACAGAGGUCACAGCAUCGAAGAUAGCUUUAGAAUAUAAACUGAAAGGGGAAGAUGUUGAAGCAAUAUUAAAAUACUUUAAAGCAUAUGAAAUUUAUAUUCCGGAAACAAAGAAAUCUGCGGCAAGAUUUGCUGGUCCCACUAAUUAUAGAAGAAAGCAGCUCCAAGAAAACAAAAUUAAAGAAUUAGCUGGUGAAAGUGAAAUUAUUGACGAGAAACAUGAUAUUCCAGUUAAAGACCAAGCAAAAAAUAACUAGUAAAUUAAUGAAAUAUGUAACUAAUAUAUGAAAGUUCAAAUAAAGUAAAGUCAAACCUAGAUAAGUGAGAAAUCUUGAUAAAGGAGUGUCGUCCAGUCUCAACUGAGACCUCCAUAAGUGAGAAUCGGGUUAGAAAGAAAACAUAAUGGUCCCUUGGACUCUAGCAUCCAGGUUUUGACUAUUUAUGUUGGGUGUUUAUGAUUAGUUAAUUUUGCUUAUUUUGAAAUUUUAACAAUGUAUUAAAUAAAAUUAUGUUUAUUUCUGAAUGUAGUUACAAUAAGCUAUGUAGGUAAUGUAGUGAAUCAACAUCUGUGAUGUUAAUAUAAAUUCUGAAAUUGAGUUUUCACUGUAGUAACAAAUGUAAAAAAACAUGUCACACUUUUAUUAUCUUUGAAAAGCACAAAGUUCAAUGGAAUUGAGUAAAUGUUACAAGUUAUGAAACAUUUUUCAAGAUGAUGUGUGUCAACUAUAACAGCAUUAUAAAGAUAUAUUUGGUAUAAUUUGUCAUUUUGAUUAAUUUCACUAUACAAUGUAUUGGCGAAAAUUUAAAUUCAAGUAUUACAGAAAAUUACACAUAUGUUUAUGAAUUUGACUUUUUCAAUUGCUAAAUAAAAAACCUUAUGACUUCCAAUGUUUAUAAAAUAUACUUGUUUAAUUAUUUAUAAACAAUAAAAAUAUGAAAUAU
Messenger RNA from Papilio xuthus (Asian swallowtail), 1499 nucleotides. RefSeq names its product protein NDUFAF4 homolog. The coding region runs from base 149 to 814 and encodes 221 amino acids. The transcript has a single exon. Gene Ontology annotation, cellular component: mitochondrion. NCBI's taxonomy places the organism in Eukaryota, Metazoa, Arthropoda, Insecta, Lepidoptera, Papilionidae. The record is from RefSeq and is a predicted model, not a curated record. Gene Ontology annotation, biological process: mitochondrial respiratory chain complex I assembly.